Vairimorpha ceranae is the source of this 1308-nucleotide messenger RNA. RefSeq lists its product as hypothetical. The record is from RefSeq and is a predicted model, not a curated record. NCBI's taxonomy places the organism in Eukaryota, Fungi, Microsporidia, Nosematidae. Bases 1 to 1308 code for a protein of 435 amino acids. The transcript has a single exon.
AUGUUUAAAUUUUUUUACUUUUUUAGAGGAAUAUAUACCUCGACAUAUAAUGGAUCGAUCAAUGUUACGGAAUCUGUUGCAAGUAAUAUGAAUGAUUAUUUUGGUGAAAAAAAUAAAAAUCAAUGUAAUCAAAUUUCAUAUGAACACAAUAGCACAGAUCAAUUUUUGGAACAGGAAGACCUCGAGCUAGGAAAGAUAAUUGAAAAUGCGUUAGAUUUAGAAGAGGAAUUACAGCUCAAAAAUAGACUAAGCUAUUUUAUUGAUAAUCCCAUUUUUGAUACGAUAAAUUUUCAAUGUUUUCAAAAUAAUAACAACGUAACAGGUAAUGAAACUCUUGAAACCCCUGUUAUGAAAAAAUUUAAAUUAGAAGAUACUAAUAAAUGUAUAACUUCCGAAAAUGCAAGACAUUUAGAAGGAACUUUUCAAAGUAGUCCAAAUAUAUACUGUAGUAGCACAUCUAACACUUUUAUAUUUCAAAAACAAUAUGAUGAAGGCUUAAACUCUGAUAAGACGAUAAAUGAACAAAAUGACAUUAUAAAUUGUAAUAAGAUUGUAAGACUUAAAGAUAAAAAAGGCCCAUUUUAUAAGCUUUAUGAUGUUUAUGUUGAAAAGUUCAAUAGAUAUCUAAUGUCUAAAAAAAAAUUAAGUAACAAUCUUAUAUUUCAAAAUAAAACUGUACAAUAUAGUAAUCAACAAUUUGCACAUUUAGAUUUAUUUAUGGAUUUUUGUAAAGAGGUUCUGAAUCGACUAAAAUCUGCAUUUGACGAAGCCAAGAAUGAGCAAAUUUUGACUUCAAAAAAAGUAUUCCAUAUUGAAAAAAAAGACAAAAAAUCUAUGUCUGAGUUAUCAAAGAUUAGAAGGAGUUAUUAUGGGAGAAAAAACAAUUUUAACAAAACAAUAAACCGGCAAAUGAAAAAGAUAGAAGAAAAUUCUUUUUUUAAAAAAUCUUCAUGUAAGUCUGUAAAAGAAUUAAUAGUAGAAUGCAAUAUGUUUAUAAAAGAGGUUUUAAAAUAUUAUUUGUCCUUUGAAUUAACUGCUAAACUGCAAAAUAAAAGUCUUCAAUAUACUUAUAAUGAGUGUAAAGAUAUUUCGCAAAGAUAUACAAAUAUUUCACAAAAAGUAAAACUAGAAUGUAUUGUUGUGAUUAUAAAAAUGUGUAUUGAAAGAUUAGAAUACUCUCGGGAUUUUUUAGUUAAGAUAAAUUAUAAUUUAAAAAUGCUUUUUAAUUCUGUGACACGUUUAUCUACAGAUAUCAAUUGGUUAAUUUCCCCUCUUAAAAACAUUAUGGAUGUUAUUUAUAAGGAAUAG